Messenger RNA from Lolium rigidum, 1375 nucleotides. RefSeq lists its product as uncharacterized. The record is from RefSeq and is a predicted model, not a curated record. Bases 1 to 1368 code for a protein of 455 amino acids. The transcript has a single exon. Lineage: Eukaryota; Viridiplantae; Streptophyta; Magnoliopsida; Poales; Poaceae.
AUGGCACUCGAAGAUUCUGCUGGCGUCUGCGUCGUCUCCCGCCGCACGGUCCAGCCGUCGCGGAGCGGCGAGGCCACGAGCGCGCUGGAGCUCAAGGGCGAGACGGUGCACCUGACGCCGUUGGACCUCCAGAUGCUCACCGUGGACUACAUCCAGAAGGGCGUCCUCCUGCCCAAUCCCCCCACCGGAGACCGCGGCGAGCUUCUCGUCGGGCGCCUCGCGUCGUCCUUCGCCCGCGCGUUGGGACGCUUCUACCCUUUCGCCGGCCGCCUCGCCGUCGACGAGCGGCAGGAGGAGGGCACCGUCGCCGUCUCCCUGCGCUGCACCGGCGAGGGCGCCGAGUUCGUCCACGCGGUGGCGCCCGGCGUCACCGUGGCCGACGUCGCCGCGUCGACGUACGUCCCUCGCGUGGUCUGGUCCUUCUUCCCGCUCGACGGGCUCGUCGGCGCGGACGCCGCUGCGGGAUCCCGCCCCGUCCUCGCCGCGCAGGUCACCGAGCUCGCCGACGGCGUCUUCGUCGCCAUGUCGCUCAGCCACGGCGUCGCCGACGGGACCGCGUUCUGGCACCUCUUCAACACCUGGUCCGAGAUGAGCCGGACCGGCGCCGACGCAGAGAUCUCCACGCCGCCGCCGGUGCUCCAGCGGUGGUUCCCGGACGCCUGCCCUGUUCCGGUCCCUCUGCCCUUCGCCAAGCUGGACGACAUCGUCCGGCGGUUCGAGUGCCCACCGGUCCAGGAGUGCUUCUUCCACUUCUCCGCGGAGCGCAUCAAGAACCUGAAGGCAAGAGCGAACGCCGAGGCGGCCGGCUCCGCUCCCAUCUCAUCGCUCCAGUCCUUGCUCGCGCACGUGUGGCGCGCGGUGUCCCGCGCCCGGCGCCUCUCGCCGGCGGAUGAGACGACGUACACCGUGCUCGUCGGGUGCCGCGGCCGCGUCAAGCACGUCCCGCAUGCCUACGCGGGCAACGCCGUGGUGCGCGCCACGGCGAGGGCCACGGCCGGCGAGAUCACGCACAACGGGCUGGGCUGGACGGCGCGACUGCUGAACCGCGCCGUCGCGUCCCUCGACGAGGCGGCGAUGGUGGGGUCGCUGUCGUCGUGGCACCUGGACCCGCGGUUCGCGUACCUGGCGGGGUUCUGGAACCCGGCGAUGGUGGUGACCGGGAACUCGCCGCGGUUCGACGCGUACGGCAACGACUUCGGGUGGGGCGCGCCGGUGGCCGUGCGGAGCGGCGGCGCGAACAAGGUCGACGGUAGGGUGACCGUGUACGAGGGACGCGAUGGCCGCGGGAGCAUGGGGCUGGAGGUGUGCCUCGCGCCGGAGGCGCUCGCGCGGCUUGUUGCUGACGAUGAGUUCGUCUGUCAAGAUUGACUCGAUU